Drosophila navojoa is the source of this 3495-nucleotide messenger RNA. RefSeq names its product Ionotropic receptor 48b. NCBI's taxonomy places the organism in Eukaryota, Metazoa, Arthropoda, Insecta, Diptera, Drosophilidae. The record is from RefSeq and is a predicted model, not a curated record.
AUGCAGAAGCAACAGCAGCAGGAGCUGCAACAACUACUAGAAAUCAGCUCUACAGACUCCGCAGAGGGACUACCUGCUGUAAUAGAUGAGCUGAGCACACAGAUUGGCAUCGAAACAACCAUUGUCUACAAUCCCCAGCGAAAAGGACUAAGUUAUUUACCCAAACUGAAGCCAAUCACGCAGAUACUAGUGAAUUCCAUAAACGAUUCUGUUUUCAAUGCCACAGAACUAGUUCGAUUUUUGGGUGAACGAAUGCUCUUUGUGCUGCUUGUUAAGACGCCUCCAAUCGAUCUAUUCGAGAAGCUCCAUUUACAGUUCCAGACAGCGGACUUUUUGCUGGUGCUUAACGAAAGCCCAGUAACAGAUGUGUGGCUAGAGUUUGCCCAUCGAGCAUGGCAGCUGGGCUACAAUGGCCUGCUAUUCCUACAUAUAUCGCAAGAUCCGGUGCUCUACAGAAUGCGCUUGUUUCCACAAAUCAAGAUCCUACCCACCAAUGUGAACGAAUACGUACAAAGACGGGGUCGCAUUGGCAAUAUGCAGGGCUUUGAGAUUCGCGUUGCGGUCUACUCCAACCCGCCCCGCUGCCUCCUCUACAAGGACAGACACGGCAGGCAGAAGUAUGGCGGCUAUUACCUGCGCUUCCUACAACACUUUGUGGAGGUCCACAAUGCGACCUUUGUGCCCGUUUACACGCCCAACGACUCGCCCGGGCACUGCAUUAGGGCGCUGCUCGCGAGGCGAGUGGACCUGUGCGGCGACUCGCUGGCUCAGGGGUCGGACAAGGCUUUCGUUGUGACAAGGGCUAUUCGCAUGGCUUAUGCCAAUAUCAUGGUGCGCAAUGCCAAGCCGUUGAGUUCGUAUCGCUAUCUGUUGGCUCCAUUCCACCCGACUGUCUGGAUCUGCCUGUUCGUCUACAUAGCCUUCAUUGUUUUCUUCAUGAGCUGCAUCCACUGGCAGCAGCAGAGGCGCUGGAUCUUCAGCACCUUUCUGCUAGACGCCAUCAGGUCGCUACUAUUCACGGGCUUCUCUCUAAAGCACCUCCAUGGACGCGAGCGGUACAUACUCUUUGCUGUGCUCUUCAUAGCCGGCUUCAUCUACUCCACGUUCUACCUGGGAUACCUGAAGAGCAUAUUGACCACGGAGGUAUUCGAGAAGCCGAUCAACAGCUUUGCAGAGCUGCUGGAGUCCAACAUCAGCAUCAUGAUAGACGAAUAUAAUCGCAACUUGUCGAGCAGAUACAAUCUGCCGGAUAUGCUGUGGCCAAUCAUAAAGGUGGUUCCCGACGAGACGCUGAAGAGGCAUCGCAGCGGCUUUGACCAGGAGUACGCCUACAUACUCUUCAGCGAUCGCAUGGACCUGUAUGACUCUGCUCAGAAGUACCUAAGGCAUCCGCGCCUGCGUCGCAUACCCAUCAACAUAUUCUUUCUGUUCUCCGGCUUUCCGAUGCGCGAGAGCUACUUCUUGAGGCACUCGCUGAGUGACGCCUGGGCUUAUGUCUUUGAGAGCGGAUUCCUGAAGAAGCUGGAAUCGGACGCCGACCACGACACGAUGACAGCGAACGUGGGCUUCGAGUUCCUCGUCACUGACUACUACGAGGCGCAAUCGCUGAAACUCGAUUAUUUCGUCAUGCCGGCCAUGUCGCUGGCCUUCGGCUACGGCCUGGCUUUGCUCGUCUUUGUCAUUGAGUUGACGGCCUGGCGCAGGCACAGGCACAACCAGCGCCUUAUAUUUAUGCUCUGUCUCCUCACUAACGUAGACUCAAGCACCUAUGAUCUAAGCUCAAGUAUAGCUGCACUCAAUCGGGGACUGCAGAGCAAAACCAACAUUAUCUACACGGAGCCCGCACAGCCCUCAGAUAUCUAUGAACGGAUUUGUGAGGCCCUCAGCCAUGUUCCUAGUGUACUGUUUGAUAGAACCGAUCAGCGCAGCCUGAGCAGUAUUAAUGACCUUCAUCUGCCCAAGCCCCUUUUGAUGAUACUGCCAGAGCCCAGCCCAGACCAAGCCGAAGCUCUGUUCGAGCAGCUGCCCACGGAAAUGCAGCAAUCGGAUUUUCUGAUCGUAGGCUGCGACACUGCAGCAAACUGGCAUCAGUUGCUUGCAGCUCUCUGGCAGCAGGGCUUCCCGAAUGUGCUGAUAUUCAACAGCACCGGCAGAGGAGGGCUCCGGGGUGAGUUUUAUACCAGCGGCUUUUAUCCGCAGAGAGAGCUGCAGCAGUGCAGCAUCGAGGAUUAUUUGUGGAGUCGCCAGCAUUGGUUCGACAAUCUAGGAGGCCUGGAGGUGCGGGUGGCGCUCUAUAACGAUCCGCCACGCAGCUUGGUUUACCCCGAAAAUGACAUGUACGCUGGAUAUGCUCUACUGCUGCUGCGUGAGUUUCUGGCCCACCGCGGGGCCAAGUUUGUGCCCGUGCUGACGCCCAACUACAGCGUCUUCUCCCCCCACGACUGUCUCAAAUACAUACACAACAAUCUGUCCGACGUCUGUGGGGAGCUGUUGGCUUACUACAACGAAGUUAGCUUUACCGCCAGUUAUACGUACCUGUACGUUAAUAUCUUGAUUCCCAAUGCGCAGCCCAAGUCCAAGAACUACUAUAUUAUAGCUCCCAUGCAGCUGAACACUUGGCUGUCCAUGCUUCUCUAUAUAGCCAUUACCUGUAGUUUCGUCAGCUGCGUUUGCCGGCUGCAGCAGGGGCGAUGGGAAUGCGGCCGAUUUCUACUAGAUAUAAUUUCCAGUCUGCUCUGCGUGGGCUUUCAGCUGCGUCUCAUUACGGGCUGGCAGUACUACACCUUGUAUUCUAGCAUUUUCCUAGUGGGCUUCAUGAUCGCCAACUAUUACCUGGCGUACCUGGCAACCAUUCUCUCGACGGGUGUCUACGAGCCCGAAAUACGCAGCUUCGAGGACAUGGUUGACCGAAAUAUUAGCAUCCUAAUCGGGGACUACGACAAGAAGGUGUUUGAGAUCUACGACUUUCCAGAUAUCCUAUGGAAUAUAACCCGUCUGGUGUCCUAUCCCUUCAUACAGGCGCAUCGGCGCAUCUUUGAUCCCAAAUAUGCCUACUUGGCGCAUAGCGAUCGCCUGGUACUGUUCGCUUUCCAGCAACAAUAUAUGAAAAAGCCCCGCAUGCGUCCCCUGCCUAUAGACCUGCAGCACUCGCUGCCGGGUUUCCCAAUGCGUCGCCACUGGCUGCUGAAGCACAAGCUCAGCGAGGCGGUGCUCAACAGCUUUGGCAGUGGACUACUGGACAAGCUGGCCGACGACACCAAUCAACAGACGAUACACAUUGGCUACUUGAACCUGAUACCCUCGGAGCCAUACGAGGCGAAGCCCUUGACAUUGGACUACUUCAAAGUCCCGCUAAUUAUGCUCGUCUUCGGUCUAAUCAUUGCAUUUGUCUGCCUCAUCGUCGAGUUACUCUGGCGACGUAUACACGAUCCGUAUACACGCGAACGGUGCGAAAGAACUCGAGAAGCUGAAAAGGAAACACCUGGGGAAUCUUAA